Messenger RNA from Rosa rugosa (rugosa rose), 2567 nucleotides. RefSeq lists its product as uncharacterized. The transcript has a single exon. Lineage: Eukaryota; Viridiplantae; Streptophyta; Magnoliopsida; Rosales; Rosaceae. Bases 44 to 2521 code for a protein of 825 amino acids. Gene Ontology annotation, molecular function: protein dimerization activity. The record is from RefSeq and is a predicted model, not a curated record.
CUACGAACGGCAAGCGAAGUCUCCAUAAUUGAAAAUUUGGAAUAUGAAAGCCUUUUUAGAGAGGUAUCAUAAGAGAAAAGCAACCGAACAGUUGACACCACCUGAAGCUCCUCAAAUAAGAAACACAUCCAAUGAUGGUACUUCAGAACAUCAUUCUGAAGAAUUGAACUUGACAAAUCAGUUGGCACCCCCUCAAUUCCAUCGGACAAAUAAUGCAUCUGAAGAUAUUGGUACUUCAAAAUAUUCUGUCAAUGAGAUUAAUAUAGAAGAUCUUCCUGGAGAUCCUGGACUUCGAACUCCGAUUUUAGAGUACCAUCCUAAUGUUCGAGAUCGAGUGCGAAGACAUUAUUUACUGCAAGGUCCUUGUCAACCAAAAAACUAUAAUUUUCCUCAAACAGAAUUUAGUGGUGUUAAGCGAAGGUUUAACGUCAAUUGGUUUAAGGAUCAUCCUAGUUGGUUGGAGUAUAGUAUAGAAAAUGAUGCUGCAUAUUGUUUGCAUUGUUAUCUUUUUAAACCAAAUAUUGGAGACCAAGCAGGUGGUGAUGUAUUUGUUGGUACGGGGUUUAAUAAUUGGAAGAAAAAAGACAAGCUUAAAGAUCAUGUUGGAGGGAUCAAUAGCGCUCACAACAAUGCUAGAAGAAUGUGUGAAGUUUUAUUAAAUCAAAGACAGCAUGUUGAUACAGUUUUGGUGAACCAAACACAACAAGAUCGGAUUAACUAUCGCACUCGUUUGAAUGCAUCAGUUGAUUGUGCUCGUUUUCUACUACGACAAGGAUUGCCAUUUCGUGGUCAUGAUGAAUCUGAUUAUUCAAAUAACCAAGGAAAUUUUAGAGAGCUUUUGAAGUGGCAUUCUGAUAAAGUUGAUGAUAUAAAAAAGGUUGUCUUGAAAAAUGCUCCAAGAAAUCAUCAAUUAACAUCACCUGAUAUUCAACAUGAUAUUGUCAAGGCUGCUGCAACUGAAACUCUCAAUGUCAUAAUUAGUGACAUUGGUGACGCAUUAUUCUCUAUUCUUGUUGACGAGUCUCGUGAUGUAUCAGGAAAAGAGCAAAUGGCAAUUGUAUUGCGAUAUGUGAGCAAAGGACAAGUAAUUGAGCGUUUUGUCGGUGUUAAACAUGUCACUGAUACUACUUCUGCAUCACUGAAGGCAGCCAUUGAUCAAUUCUUUUCAGAGAAUGGAUUAAGCAUAUCUAGCCUCCGUGGUCAAGGUUAUGAUGGAGCUAGUAAUAUGAGAGGAGAAUUCAAUGGUCUAAAAGCACUUAUUUUAAAGGAGAAUGGAUCAGCUUUUUAUGUUCAUUGCUUUGCUCACCAGCUUCAGCUGGCUAUUGUGGCUGUAGCAAAAAAUCAUAUCUUAAUCUCUAAUCUCUUCAUGUUUGUUAGUAAUCUGGUGAAUGUUGCUGGAAGCUCAUGUAAACGUCGUGAUUCUCUUCGAGAGAAACAAGUCGCCAAGAUUAUCGAAGAACUUAAUAUUGGUUCUAUUUUAAGUGGGAGGGGCUUGAAUCAGGAAACCACCCUAAAGCGAGCUGGUGAUACAAGAUGGAGCUCACAUUAUGGUACUUUGAUUAGUAUCAUCAACUUAUUUCCAUCUUUAGUUGAAUUGCUUGAAGAAAUAAAAGAGGAUGGAUCAUCUACAGAUCAGAAACAAGAUGCAAGCAGAUUAUUAGACUCAUUGGAAUCAUUCGACUUUGUAUUUAGUCUGCAUUUGAUGAAGGUUUUGUUGGGGACUACAAAUCAAUUAUCACAGGCAUUGCAAAGAAGAGACCAAGAUAUUGUGAAUGCAAUGAACUUAGUUAAAGUGUGUAAGGAGCAAUUGCAAAAUAUGAGAGACAAUGGAUGGGAUUCUCUUCUUAGUCAAGUUGUUUCAUUUUGUGAAAAACAGGAGAUUGAUGUUCCUAACAUGGAUGAUGUUCCUUUUAUUCCAGGAAAAUCACGGCGUAGAGCUCCAAAGGUCACUAAUCUGCAUAGGUAUCGAGUUGAAUUAUUUUGUGCAGUCAUAGAUAUGCAACUUCAAGAGCUAAAUGAUCAUUUUACAGAGACUACUACCGAGCUACUUCUCUGUAUGGCAUGUCUUAAUCCAUCUAAUUCAUUCUCAGCUUUUAGCAAAGAAAAAUUGAUUCGGCUUGCUCAGUUUUAUCCUAAAGAUUUUUCUGCAGUAUCUCUCUUGGCUCUUGAAGAUGAAUUGGACACUUAUAUAUCUGAUAUGCGAAGCAGUAGUGUGUUUACACAAUUGAAAGGAAUUAGUGACCUUGGAGAAAAAAUGGUUGAGACACAGAAGGACAAGGUUUAUCCAUUAGUUUACUUGCUCAUAACAUUGACGCUAAUUCUUCCAGUUGCAACUGCCACUGUAGAAAGAGCAUUUUCUGCCAUGAAGAUCAUAAAAAGUGAUUUGCGAAACCGAAUGGGAGACAUGUGGAUGAAUAGCAGCAUGAUUACAUAUAUCGAGAAAGAAAUAUUUGAUGGUAUUGAUAAUGAAACCAUCAUGAAAAGAUUUCAAAAUAUGAGCAAUCGUCGUGGACAAUUGUAAUUGUUUUAGAGAGACUUAAUAUUUUUAAGUAUUAUAAUGAUUUAUA